Klebsormidium nitens is the source of this 1261-nucleotide messenger RNA. NCBI's taxonomy places the organism in Eukaryota, Viridiplantae, Streptophyta, Klebsormidiophyceae, Klebsormidiales, Klebsormidiaceae. The record is from the annotation of a GenBank genome assembly.
GAAAUGGAUGAUCGAUGCGAGACGGAGCGCUUAUGACGACUCGACGACAGCUGAUGUCAUUUGAAAGUGGAUAGAAACAAGAUCCUGGGAUCUGUAUACAUACCGUAUGUGGGCGAAACAUCAGAUUCUCCUCAGAAGCUUCUUCCCCAUAUCAACGUCAAGCAAGCGCCAGUGGAGCUGCUAGCCGGCCCCUUGAAGCGUCUGAGGCCGUCAGCUGACCCAAGCAGGGACAAUGCAGGCUGUUUCCAGGGCUGUUGCGACGGGGCCGGCGUGCCUGGCAGCCCCUGUGUGCACAUGGAAGCCGCGGGCGUCCGCCUCUUUUGGCCAAGCCGCUGCAUUGCAUUCUGUGCGGGUGUGCGCACCCAAAAGGUUCACCGGGAGGCAAUUGCUAGCUGAGCAGUUUGCUGAGAAGCGAGUUGGAAGAGGUGGAGCCCUGGCAGUGGAGGCAAAAGCAGUGACGGUCCUCGCUCCAGUUGGCGACGGAGCGACUGACCACCUGGACGAAAAGACUGACCCGCCUGGUGAGAUUCGGGUGGACAGCGACUUUGUGGUGGGGCGCACUGACGACCGUGCUGACUACGUGCUGCCUGUAGCAACGGUGUCAGGAGCUCACGCCAAGGUCGAGAAGAAAGGAGACAAGAUCUUCAUCACCGACUUGGAGAGCACAAACGGCACCUACAUUGACAAGAAGAGAAUCAGCUCCAACACGCCCAUUGAGUUGAAAGUGGGCAGCACUGUUGUCUUCGGUGACGAGCACCUGGCUGCCUUCAAGCUGGAGUCUGUUGAAGAGGAGGAGGCGGAGCCAGCAGCGGCGGCUGAGUAGAAAGGCAAAAGCCGAUUACAAGACAGGCUGUGAAUGUAUUCUUAUCCCUACUAUCAGCGGAUGUCACGCCUUCGUUACAGGAUGUUUUUGAACUAUCGUGUGUGUGUGUCGAUAACACUGCCCGAGAGGGCCUUGCUAAGGAGAGUCAAAUAAGAAUGCAACAGCGGGUUGUGUUUGAGAACCUGGAUAUUGCUCUGAUUUUUUUGCCUUGGUAGUUUCGCGUUGUCAACCAGACAAGAGGCAGUCCUGCUAAGCGGUCCCGAUGCUCCUUCUGACUAUCUCGAAUAAGGACUGCUUUCAGAAUGAUUGCAGAUUUUUGACAUUGGGGGUGCGAUUAUGCUUAAGUGACCCCCUUGUUUUUAUUACCCUGGCAUUUAAGUUCGGAUAUGUGACACGCAACCAUUCCGUGUUAACCUCAUGUUCUUUAAAUUUACCUGC